This is a messenger RNA of Cloeon dipterum, 2530 nucleotides long. RefSeq lists its product as uncharacterized. The transcript is spliced from 11 exons. Bases 87 to 2447 code for a protein of 786 amino acids. The record is from RefSeq and is a predicted model, not a curated record. NCBI's taxonomy places the organism in Eukaryota, Metazoa, Arthropoda, Insecta, Ephemeroptera, Baetidae.
ACUUUUUGUGCUCAAUAUUUUCAGGUGAAAGAUUUCGCGAAAAGUGUUACACAUUCGAGUGUGCUGUUCUGUAUAUCCACAAAAAAAUGUCUAAAAAAUAUAUUCGUGGAAGGACAGUGACUGCCGUGUCGUCGUUGAGCUUUCCAGCGCCUAAGCCGACAAUACGAGUAAUUCAUCACCAUGGUCCAGGUCAAGAGCCAAUUUUGCAAAAAGCGCAGAACUCGUUACCAUGUUUUGUGCUACCAGAGAGCAAGGAAGCUUCAAAUUUGAAAAUUUUCAAGGUGGAUGGCCUGAGAAAAACUAAUGCCACUCUGGAUGUAGACAAAAACCAAAGGACCAAACAGAAGAAAUUAAUAAAAUUGGUGGAUGAAAGAAAAACAGGGAAAUUCCUCCAGCACUCAAAUCGUAAAACUGUUAAUUUGACCGAUGACCAUGAGAAUUUAUUAAGCCGGAUUAAUCAAAUGGAAACUGUCAUGGCUACUCAUAACGCACAGAAAGGAAGUAAUGCAACGCUUCCCAACUUCUUGAGUGAUUGUGGAGGCAAUAUAAUUGAACGCCUCACUGAUUGUAAUGCUACAAAAAAAGUACCUGACACGCUUAGGCGGCUCUUCAGCCCCCGCAGAGAACAGAAGCCGCACUGCCCCAAUGACAUCGUCUGCCGCACAAAUGAUCCACCAGCGAGAGGUGCUCCAUCCACUUCAAGAACUACGGCUCAAUCUAUGCGAAAUCCAGCAGCACCUCCCGCCAAAUCUCCAGCAAGAAGCGACAGAGUAGAAAUGGACCGCCUGCCUAACUUUUCUGGGGUUGACGUUCGAUCUGCCAUCGCGGAGGGCAAUGAUCUGCUGAAAGAAAUAAAGUCGUGGCACAAAACGCUGGAGAAGGCCUCUGUUUCACAACCCGUCGCUGAGUGCCGAAAACUGGAAUCAGGUGGCGUUCCAAUCAGGAGGACCUCAAAGCGAGCAUAUUUGGUCGAGGCGACGGUGGCGAGAAGAGGUGAUUUGAAGAAAAAAACGAACAGUGAGUUGGAUUUGCGGACAGACAUGGAAAGUCUGAAAAAAGAGGUUAAACACCUAUCCAAGAAGAUCGCCAGGAAGUCCGAGAGGAAACAUUCCAAAAAAGAUAAAGAGCUGAAAGGAGAUCAGUUAAAGGACAACGAAACAGGCAAACUGCAGGUCCCGGCUGCGAUUAAAAAUCAGUUGAUUUCCACGCACAGCCACGAACCAGAGCCCCUGAAAAGCAAACUAUCCGUUGCUAUGCUUCAAGAUCUGACCAUUAAGCGUCCACUAGCAGUUCAGUCAGGCCCAAGAAUUGUGAUUUCACCAAAGCCGUUGCUCACAAAGGUUAGCAAUGUCCAUUUCGCCACCUACAAGCACAAACCAGCAGCAGCCGUCCCUGACAAUGAGAAGUCUCUGCCUCAUAACCAACUGGCCUUGAAAAUGAUUCACUUGUCCAAGGAAAACGCUGCCGUGGCGACUGAUGCCAUCCCAGUGUCCACGACAGGGUGCCAAACCUCUCCGCCUCCUCGGGUUUUCAACAUUUUCGCUCAGACAGAGGAGGUCACCGUCAGGACGAGAAGGACAAUGGUUUCCGUCGCUGUGCAAAGUUCACCAGAGGUCAAAGCACCAUGCUCUGACCUAGAAGUGCAAACAGAGAGUGUACAUGUAAACACCGUCGGAACGGAAACCACUUCUGAUGAUCAACCGGUUACUUUGAAAGUUGCAGAUGAAGUGGAAGAGCGACUCCAAACUCAGGUUGGGCCGAGCGGAGAUGCGACAUCUGUCUUCAUGGCCACCAGUCACAACAAUGACCCUUCUGAAGACAAAACUCAAGAGUUAUUUAAACCCAGUAGAAUCAGCCUGUCUCCGAUAUUAGAAGUGCCUUCAACAAACAUUUCCCCUGACAUAAUUUCACCAUUGACAACUCCCAAAGCUAGCCUCGUGAUUCCAGAAACAAGUCAGUCAGACCAAUCAGUUGUGUCCUCUGACGCGCCGAAACAAGAGCCUUUGGAGAAAAGACCUAAAUCAGUGGGAUUCUCUGAUUUGCCGGUUCUUUUGCGACUCAGGUCCCCAUCCCUGCGGAUGGUAGUUCCUAGCUUUACAAGAUCAGCACUGGCAAAACGUGCAAGUGCUUUUUCAGACCUCAGCACCGACGAUGAUGAUGAUGAUGCAACAAGAAACAAUGAGUUGUUGACCAGUGAAGUCCAGACGUCUUCUGCAAGUAGAUCAACGUCCCCCACAAGCACCGCUAGCUCAAUUGAGUUCACGACCUCGUCCAGCGCAGCAGUUGGACCAAAAGCUCCCCUCUCAAUACCAGUUUAUCAAAUGAACAGAGUCCGGUCUCUCGCAGCUAAAGUGGCGCCAAAAUUGCUAGAAAAUUCAACCAGUGAUGGUGAACUGAGUGAAGGACAAAUUUGGCCUCUGCCGAGAGUGGACUUCAAGAAGCCCUAAUGGCUAAACAGUGCAUUGUAUGACUCGCAUCAUGUUUCUCUUUGCCGUUUGUAGAUAACCGUGAUGAGUCUAUGAUUAAAACU